This is a messenger RNA of Penicillium verhagenii, 1062 nucleotides long. Its product is annotated as MAGE domain-containing protein. Gene Ontology annotation, biological process: DNA repair. Gene Ontology annotation, cellular component: nucleus. Bases 1 to 1062 code for a protein of 353 amino acids. NCBI's taxonomy places the organism in Eukaryota, Fungi, Ascomycota, Eurotiomycetes, Eurotiales, Aspergillaceae. The transcript is spliced from 3 exons. The record is from RefSeq and is a predicted model, not a curated record.
AUGCCUCCAGCACGCAAACGCAGGGCGGACCCAGAUGACUCUGACGCCUCCGAGCCUCGUCCUGCGCGCCGCCAGCAAAGGAGCAGAUCGACAGAUUCCGAAGAAGCAGAGAUGUCCGACGCCAGCGCCGGCGCACGAGCGCCGACUAGUCAGGACGCGCUGGUCAAGAAGAUGGUUCGCCUGGCCCUCGCCAGCGAGUACUCGCGCCUCCCGAUCCGGCGCACAGAUAUCACUUCCAAGGUCCUCGGGGAACAGGGGGCCCGCAUGUUCAAGGCCGUUUUUGAGAAUGCGCAGCGCCAGUUGAGAGAUAAAUUUGGGAUGGAGAUGGCGGAGUUGCCGGUCAGAGAAAAGGUUACUAUUUCUCAGCGGAGAGCCGCCCAAAAAGUCGAAAAACAAUCCUCCUCCAACAAAUCCUGGGUUCUAACCACCAUCCUCCCACCCGCAUACCGCACCUCCUCUAUCCUAGCACCCUCCAAAGCCCCCUCAACCCACACAGAAGCCAUCUACACGGGUCUCUACACCUUCAUCAUAGCCGUGAUCUCGUUGAACGGGAGCUCGCUCACCGAGCAAAAACUAACACGCUACCUUAAGCGCACGAACUCCGACAUCCAUACGCCCAUUGAGAAAACGGAAAAGCUAUUACAGCGACUCGUUAGGGAAGGAUAUCUUGUCCGUACUCGAGAGAUGGACGGAGACCAGGAGAUCAUCGAGUUCAUGCUUGGGCCGAGGGGGAAAGUCGAGGUUGGCUCUGGGGGCGUGGCGGGCAUGGUGAGGGAGGUUUGGGGGUAUGGACCUGGGGCUUCUGUUGCAAAUGGAGGGGAGGGUAGUGAGGAUGAAGAAGCGACGGUGGCUGAUCGAGCUGUGAGGAGGGACUUUGAGGGGCAGUUGAGGAGGACUUUGGGGAUGCCGGUUGUUGAGGAGCGGGUUGAGCGGACGCAGGAGCCGCCGUCUCGGUCUCAGGUUAAUGGAGGGCAUGGGAGGCAUGGGAGGAGAGGGCAGGAGGAAGAAGAAGAAGAAGAGGAGGAGGAGGAGGAAGAGGAAGAAGAAGGUGAGAGCGAUUGA